Messenger RNA from Mytilinidion resinicola, 1749 nucleotides. RefSeq lists its product as uncharacterized. The record is from RefSeq and is a predicted model, not a curated record. NCBI's taxonomy places the organism in Eukaryota, Fungi, Ascomycota, Dothideomycetes, Mytilinidiales, Mytilinidiaceae. The coding region runs from base 1 to 1749 and encodes 582 amino acids. The transcript has 3 exons.
AUGAGUGGAGCCGAAGUUGCCGGGCUCCUCCUGGCCGUGAUGCCACUGUUCAUCUCAGCCCUCGAAGACUACAAUGACGGCCUAGAUCCCGUCAAGGCCUUCCUAAGAUGGGAACGAGAACUCCCCCAAUUCAUUCGGAAGCUCCGAAAUCAGCAUGUCCACUACGAGCAGACCUUACGCCUGCUACUCGCCCCAAUAACGACAGAAUUCGACCUCGCGGAAAUGAUUGCGGAUCCAAAUGGCGAGCUGUGGAAGGAGGAGUCGAUGGCGGAAAAGCUGCAGGAGAAGCUUGCGGAGUCGUAUAAGGCGUACCAAAGCACUAUUCAGGAUAUUGAGAGAAUCAUGAAGAAGAUUGCGAGCAAGUUGGAUCUAGAACGGGCGAGUAAUCUUACCCGGAAUGAACUCGAAGCGAUGCUCAUAGCAAACCCCCGCCAAGCGAACCAGAAAUAUGAAUUCCGGAAACGGGUGCGAUUUGGGAUGAACAAGAAGCAUAUCAAGGGUCUGCUAGAGGAAUUAGACGAGUGCAACAAAGAGUUGGAGAGGUUUACGGAUCGGAGCGAGAAGCUUGAACCUUUCAGGAAGGCUUCCAAGCCCUCGUUUGCGAAGCACUUACAAAAGAUACAAUCGUAUGCCAAGAAUCUGCACCAAGUGCUGGUGCAGUCGUGGAGUUGUUCUUGCCGGUCUUCGCAUUGCACCAACCUGCAGCUGGAACGGCGCAUCUCGGGGGUUGCUUCGGGCAUUGUGAAGAAGAAGGGAGAUAUGAGUCGGGAUUUCUGCUUUACUGUGGCUUUCUCGAGUGACCCUGGGACAUGGCAGGAGGCUGAGAUCCAGAUCCAUGAGAAGGAGAUAGUAGACUCUUCGCCUGCUCCUUCUCCAUACAAGCCAAAGUUAAGCAAAGGAGUCAGCUGGUCCAGCAUGGUUAACCCACCUCCGCCAUACUCCGAAGACGCUGAACCUGGAUCUGUACCUGACGCCAAAACUUUACAAGAAAUCGAUGAUCUUUGCUCCGCUAUUCAAAAGUUUCAGAUCAGUGUCCCAUGUAUCGGAUUCUCCCUAGAUGAUAAAGGUAAGCUUCGCGGAGCUUAUCCAGUAACACCACGCAAAGAGAAGGCAGUAGGUGGGCAGGAACUCAUCACACUUGAGGAACUUCUGACACACCCGCCGGUGGUUAACGGCAGGCCGGCCAGGCUUACCAAGAGAGAAAGAUACAGCCUUGCUGUCACACUUGCAUCGUCGACACUCCAGCUCAAUGCAACACCCUGGUUCGACGAUCAGUGGAGUAAGAAAGACAUAGUGUUCCAUCGCAUCUCGGAUGGGAAUCGCCCAGUUGAUAUUGAGCAUCCUUACGUGACGCAGAACUUUCACGAGGCUCAAAACGGAGUUGUCGCACAAGGAAAACCACCAAAUCGAGCCUUUCACAACAAGAACACAAUCCUUCUAGCACUUGCGGUGGCGCUCUUGGAGCUCUACUUUGGCGUUUCGGCCGAGAAAUACCAAGAAGGUGAGCUUUUCCCAGCUGGCGGCCAAUCCAACCCAUGGACGAUAUGCGCGAUGGCCUACGAAUGGACAGAAGUCGAGAGAGAGAAUCUAUCCGCCGCGUUCCUCGCGGCAGUCACGCACUGCCUGCGAUGCUUCGGCGACCCUGGGAGUAGUCUCCAGGACCCUGUGUUUCUGCAAGCCGCAGUCGAAGGCAUCUUGCUGCCACUGCAAGACGAACUAGCGCAGUUUCUUGGGAAAAAUACUUCAUAA